Messenger RNA from Prorocentrum cordatum, 828 nucleotides. NCBI's taxonomy places the organism in Eukaryota, Dinophyceae, Prorocentrales, Prorocentraceae. The record is from the annotation of a GenBank genome assembly.
AUGUCUGGGCCCGAAGGUUUGGAGGUCCCGGGCAAGAGUCGAGACGGCAAGCCUGCCGUAUUUUGGUGCCCCCCCCGGCGGGCCAGCUUCGGAUUUUGUGGGGCCGUCGGCUGGGGACGGCUCGGGACGAGCAGCUCGGCCCUGAAGGUCCUCAUCGCGGAAGAACACGAUGCUGCGGGCGCAUGGGUCAGCGCAGCCAAGACGGGCCUCCAGCAACGGGUAUUCCAGCCGCGCGCAGGACAGGGCGCUGGACCCGGCGGCGAAGGCGCGGUUGCUGUUGCUGUUCUUGGCCUCGCCGGAGGGCGCGGGCUGUUCCGAGGCCAACCGGCGCGCCCUCUUCGCGCGCUUGGGCGGCGAGGCCGCGGCGGUCUGCGCCGCGGCCAUCGGCGCGCUCGCGCCUGCAGGCGCGCGGCGGGCGCCGCGGCCGGGAGCGCCCCGAUUGUGGGCGGGCCGGCAGGCGGCGACCGCCUCGCCGGCCGCGCGGCUGUCGCGGUGGGAACCCGCGCUUCGGGGGCUGCUGGAGCGCUUGGUCGCUGCCGACGAGAUGGGACCGUCCGUCUCCGACGGGGCCGACGAGCUGCCCAUGGGGCCGACGGGGUCCGCGGGCCGACGUCGGUCGUGUUCCCGAUGCUGCCGGGAGAGCCGCUGGCCGCCAGCUCGGCCACCUGCGGCCUCGUGGUCGUUUUCAUCGCUGGCGGCGUCACGAUGCCCGAGGUGCGCGUGGCGCACGAGGUCGCGCGGGACUUGGGCACGGAGGUCUACGUCGGGGGCAGCACCAUCUUGACUCCUGGGUCGUUCCUGAGCACCCUGGAAGAGACGGGCCGCCAC